AAAGAGAUUUUAUUUGCCAUUAUUGUCAGAAGCCGGGUCACAUUGAGAGAUUCUGCAGAAAGAAAAAGAGGGACAUGUCCAGGGAGAGAAAAGAUAAAAAUGAGAAUUCCGAGCAGAAGCCAGAAGAGAAGAACACUACAGCCUUGGCAUCUAGUGAUGAUGAUUUAUUUGUUAUCGGUGAUCAUGGACUAUUAAAUGUAGCCUGUGAUGACUGCACCUGGGUGAUUGAUUCUGGUGCAUCUUAUCAUAUUACUUCACACAGGGAGUACUUCUCAUCCUAUACUAGUGGUGACUUUGGCCACGUGAGGAUGGGAAAUGAUGGUUCGUCUAAGAUCAUCGGUAUGGGUGAUGUUUGUUUAGAGACUUCCACUGGUUGCAGGUUGGUGCUCAGGGAUGUGAGGCACGUCCCAGAUAUCAGAUUGAGUUUGAUUUCAGCUGGUUUGCUUGAUGAUGAAGGUUAUGCCAACAACUUUUGUGAUGGAAGAUGGAAACUUGGUUUGGGUGGUGAUUAGUGGAAGUUUGGGUGCCGUUGUUGAGCGGCCGUGGUUUUCUCCCCGAUUUGGGGUUUCCACGUAAAUCGUGUGUUCUUUAUUUUAUUUCCGUUGCUAUCUAUUUGUGGUGGUGGUGCUGAUUUUUGGAGUAUAUUGUGCUUUGUUGUUCAUCUC
Molecule: messenger RNA, 665 nt
Organism: Cuscuta campestris
Lineage: Eukaryota; Viridiplantae; Streptophyta; Magnoliopsida; Solanales; Convolvulaceae
Source: the annotation of a GenBank genome assembly